CUUGCACGUCUGGCGAGUUUAUGCUCGAAACAGACGACACUCUCUUUUUAAAAGUGUUCGCUAGGCUGAGCUCACCGAAUGAGUUGGCAUUUACAAUGCAAGCUUUGGCCGAUAUAUUAUAGUAGGAGUAUGGAUCUUGUUAGGGCUCAGGAAUAUUGCUGGUAAUACUACUAGAAUACUGUGCCUGAUCCGCCGCUCUCAGGCACCAAAAUUGUACACAGAUUUCCACCCGCUAUUUCCUAGAAGUGGGUCCUGCGCUGGAUGUACAGAAAACUACGCACGAAUCGUAGAAUCCGCCAAAAGAACGGACCCAACUGUGGAUCAGGCGCUUCAAAGCCCUGUGAGCAAACAGACAUGUGUCCCACUCGUAACGACUUGCUCGCAUUGAAGCGCAUGGUUACCAAGGGGAGGCUGGAGGACUCCUUCGUUGUCGGCGGGGUUAUAGGUCAGGGUGGGUUUUCUACGGUGCGUGUAGCGAAGGAUAAACGGACUAACAAGAAGGUGGCUAUCAAAUACGUCGCAAAAA
Sphaeroforma arctica JP610 is the source of this 526-nucleotide messenger RNA. RefSeq lists its product as hypothetical. Lineage: Eukaryota; Ichthyosporea; Ichthyophonida. The transcript has a single exon. Gene Ontology annotation, molecular function: ATP binding; protein kinase activity. The record is from RefSeq and is a predicted model, not a curated record. The annotation marks the transcript as partial. Gene Ontology annotation, biological process: protein phosphorylation.